Guyanagaster necrorhizus is the source of this 924-nucleotide messenger RNA. RefSeq names its product NAD(P)-binding protein. The transcript has 9 exons. Bases 1 to 924 code for a protein of 307 amino acids. NCBI's taxonomy places the organism in Eukaryota, Fungi, Basidiomycota, Agaricomycetes, Agaricales, Physalacriaceae. The record is from RefSeq and is a predicted model, not a curated record.
AUGUUCUCACGACUUUUUUCAUUGUAUACAGAAUUCAAGAUACCGAAGCCGGACUUGACGGACAAGGUGAUGUUGGUGACAGGCGGAGCUUCAGGAAUAGACAAAGAAACUGCAAAGGCAUUAUUAGAACAUAACGCCAAAGUGUACAUUGGAGCGCGUGAUGCGGCAAAGGCUCGGAUGGCUAUCGAUGACUUCCGCUCGACAACGAGGAAAGAAGCACAUUCUUUGAAAGUACACUUGGCAGAUCUCAAUUCUGUCAAAGCUGCAGCUGAGCAGUUCACAAGUCAUGAGACCCACCUUCAUAUCCUCUACAACAACGCCGGCUUGCUUGCACCCCCUGUAACGGAAGUAAGUGCCCAAGACUAUGAUCUCCAAUUUGCUACACACGUUAUCGGUACUAGUUGCCUCCAUUUCACGGUGCAACGAACUUCUUUCCCUCCUAUUAUCCACCGCCAAGACAACGCCAGAGAAAAGGUCCGCAUUGUCAAUACAUCGUCCAUCACCCAUGUUCUGCGCGGCCUUGAUUUCGCUACCUUUAAAGACGGCCCAAAGCGGCAGAAGAUAUAUACCGACAUGUUAUAUGCUCAAAGCAAAUACGGAAUGAUAGUCUCCAGUGAGCUCGCACGGCGGUAUGGUUCUCAAGGGAUCAUCACGACCACCCUGCACCCUGGGUGCAUCAAGACAAACUUCCAUCGCAACGUCCUACCUGCCGUUGCUGCUACGCAUGGCCAAUAUCCAGCCGACAUGAGCGCACUAACGAUACUGUGGGCCGGCACCUCUGCCGAGGGAACUGAAUUAAACGGCAAGUAUCUCAUUCCAUGGGCUCGAGUUGGGGUAGCUAGCAAAGGUACUCAGGAUCCCGAACUUGGUCUGAAACUCUGGGAAUAUUUAACGCUGUGUUUAGAAGCAGAUUAUUUUAAAUAA